UCUCCUUCAAGUCCUCUGUUGACCCUCAACCCAUUUCUAGACUCAAAGGGUAUUAUUAGAGCAAAUGGCCGAUUGGUACAAUCGCCAGCCCUUACAUAUAGCGAACGUCACCCAAUAAUAUUACCACAUGGCGCAAAACUUAGCAAAUUGUUAGUCGAAUUCACUCAUAAGGUUACCUUACACGGGGGUAAUCAAUUAAUGACCCGAGUAUUAAGGUCCGAAUUCUGGAUAUUCGGACUCAAGUCGCUAAUCAAACAAACCAUACGAAAUUGUCGAAUUUGCUUAAUUCACAAAAAACAAACCCAAACUCAAAUCAUGGCGUCGCUACCACCCGAACGAACUUUUCUUUCUCGACCCUUUACAAACACAGGGGUAGAUUUUGCAGGACCCUUUAACAUUAAAAGUUAUUCAGGAAGAGCCUGCUUUAUUACAAAAGGCUACGUUUGCAUUUUUGUCUGUUUCGCCACUAAGGCUAUACAUUUAGAACCAACAAGCGAUUUGUCGACAUAUGCCUUUCUUGCCGCUUUUUCUAGGUUUAUUAGCCGGCGAGGUUGUCCGUCUUGUAUAUUUUCGGACAACGGAACAAACUUUGUGGGAGCGGUUGAUCUAUUAAAGCGAGAUAGACUAGCUUUCAUGAAGAAUAUUCAAAAUAGCACAAUUCAAAAUAAUUUCACUCAAAAUCUUACUUGGAAAUUUAUUCCUCCUGGUGCUCCGCACAUGGGCGGCUUGUGGGAAGCUGGCGUCAAAUCAUUUAAAACUCAUUUACGAAAAAGUAUCCCAAAAAUGAAUUUCACUUUUGAAGAAUUUACAACUAUUUUAUCAAGAAUUGAAGGCUGCCUUAACUCACGACCCUUAAGUCCUGCUAGCGACGACCCAAACGACCUUUCCCCUUUGACACCUGGUCAUUUCUUAAUAGGAACACCUAUUCUUACCCCAGCUGAACCAGACAUUUCAGAUACAGAUUUAAGCUUAGUCAAUCGUUGGAAAAGACUCAAAGUUAUUUCACAAUACUUUUGCAACAGAUGGAAAUUAGAAUAUCUUCACGAACUUCACAGAAGAACUAAGUGGAAAUAUGAAAAGGAGAACAUCAAAGAAGGAGAUUUAGUUGUCGUAAAAGAUGAUAGAUUGGCUCCGCAUGAAUGGAAGUUAGGUCGUAUCGAAAAAACGUAUCCAGGUAGUGACCAAAAUACCAGGGUUGUAGACAUACGGACGGCAAGUGGCAACAUUAGCAGACCCAUUACAAAAAUUGUCAAAUUGUUUUCCGACUGACUAGUCGGAUUCCCACUCAAAAAAGAAUUUAGUACUCGCCUCAAUUUCUUUUCAGAUAUGGCCGCUUACUUGCCCAACCAGGACUGCCGUCUAGACGAUAGCAGCCGUAGCCCGAACUCAAAUGCCCGACCAACAGCAAGAAGCGCCAAUAGACCCAUACGUCCCAGUUCCACAUCCCCUGAAAGACGUCAACGAAGCCGAUCCGACGCAAGACCCCGCCAACGCCAAGAAAGACCAAGCUACUGGCAAUAUUCAUGUGGGCUCUGCCAAGAUGACCAUGCCCUCAGUGCCUGUGAGAGAUUCCGCAGACAGACGCCCUUCCAGCGGUAUGAGACCGUGGAGCGUCGGGGGUAUUGCCGAAAUUGCCUGGCGAGAAGUCAUUUGGCCCCCGACUGCCCGUCUCUAACUGGUUGCCGGAGAUGCAACGACCGGCACCAUACCCUUUUGCACGGGGCGUCUCAAUUGGAUGAGGUAUCCCUGAAUAUAGAAGCCGUCACCACCCCAGCCUUCGCAUGGGAUUUGGUUUUUGUACCAACAGCGAUGGUACGCAUAACGGCCGAGGGCAUGGAGGGGUUUAGUAUGCUGCGAGCUAUUAUUAGCCAAUCUGCGACGAUGUCAAAGAUUUCCUAUGCAGCUUUCCGUCGCUUGGGUCUGCAGUCGCGGAACUACAAAGGGGAGCGAUUCACCACUUUCACCGUUUCGCCCCGCCGCACAAACUCUACAUGGCGUCUGAAGGUAAAUGCGCUAAUAAUCGAAGACCUGCCCAGACGCAUUUACUCAGACCCAAUACUAGAAGACCCCACUAGAUGCUUCACGAGCUACGCUUUAGCUGACCCUGAUCCCAGAGGAAAUAGUCCGAUCGAUGUGGAACUGGGAGCGGAUACGUACUCAGCCAUAAGGAAAGAUGGGUGUACAGCAGCUGGAAUUGGAGAUGUCCUGGCGUACAAUACUCAACUGGGCUACGUGUUUGCUGGGCCAAUCAAGAACAUGCCGAGGAACUAAAGACCGAGGAUCCUUAUGAGACAUAAAACAGUGAAGUUACAACAUAAAGAGCCAAACAACGUACAACAAGAAGGUGAAAUUAUGCAACGAAAGUUUUGAAUUCUAAAACCUACAAACUAAUUAAUUUAAGAAUAUAUUAACUUAAAACUAGUGAAUUGAAACUUAGAAACUAGUGAGUUAAAAUGUACAAAAAUAAAUAAACUAAAUAAAACUUAUGAACUAUUGAAAACAUAAAAUAAAUUGCAAAAACCUAAAACCUAAUGUUACAUCUAUAUUGCAAUUACCCCUGGGAAAAAAUCUAAAUAAUAAUAAAUAAAAACACAAAAUAAAAAACAAAACUAAUUUCUUAUUAUUUCAAAAGGC
This is a messenger RNA of Musca domestica (house fly), 2634 nucleotides long. RefSeq lists its product as uncharacterized. Bases 1327 to 2271 code for a protein of 314 amino acids. The record is from RefSeq and is a predicted model, not a curated record. The transcript is spliced from 2 exons. NCBI's taxonomy places the organism in Eukaryota, Metazoa, Arthropoda, Insecta, Diptera, Muscidae.